Trichechus manatus latirostris (Florida manatee) is the source of this 3972-nucleotide messenger RNA. It is a transcript of the gene TSR1, whose product is annotated as TSR1 ribosome maturation factor. Gene Ontology annotation, biological process: endonucleolytic cleavage of tricistronic rRNA transcript (SSU-rRNA, 5.8S rRNA, LSU-rRNA); maturation of SSU-rRNA from tricistronic rRNA transcript (SSU-rRNA, 5.8S rRNA, LSU-rRNA); ribosome biogenesis. Gene Ontology annotation, cellular component: preribosome, small subunit precursor; nucleus. Lineage: Eukaryota; Metazoa; Chordata; Mammalia; Sirenia; Trichechidae. The coding region runs from base 25 to 2439 and encodes 804 amino acids. The transcript is spliced from 15 exons. Gene Ontology annotation, molecular function: U3 snoRNA binding; GTP binding; GTPase activity. The record is from RefSeq and is a predicted model, not a curated record.
GAUUUCUUACACGUGAGCGGCAGCAUGGCGGCUCACCGCUCCGGUCCGCUGAAGCAGCAGAAUAAAGCUCAUAAAGGCGGGCGGCAUCGGGGUCGGGGAUCCGGGCAACGAGACGGCAAGGGCCGUCUAGCAGUGAAAACUCUAAGCAAGAAGGUGAGAAAAGAGCUCAGCCGAGUAGACCAGAGGCAUCGUGCCAGCCAGCUCCGGAAGCAGAAAAAAGAGGCGGUUCUGGCAGAGAAGAGACAACUGGGCAGCAAGGAUGGCCCUCCCCAUCACGUACUCGUGGUGCCCCUGCACAACAGGAUUUCCCUGCCAGAGGCCUUUCGGCUGCUUCAGGACAGCGACACUGGAACAGUACACCUAAGUGAAUGGGGCAGCACCAGUAGUUUUAUGCUCCUGUGCCCGCGGUUAAAACAUCGGUGGUUUUUUACAUCUGCAAAGCCAGGGGAUCUGCACACUGUGUUAGACGUGGCUAAAGUGGCUGAUACCAUCCUGUUCCUCCUUGAUUCAGUGGAAGGCUGGGACAGCACUGGGGAUUACUGCCUUUCCUGCCUCUUUGCUCAGGGCCUUCCCACUUACACACUAGCUGUCCAGGGAGUUUCUGGCCUUCCACCGAAGAAACAAAUAGAUGCCAGAAAAAAGCUAAGUAAAGCAGUGGAGAAGCGCUUUCCUGAUGACAAACUCCUCCUGUUAGACACUCAGCAGGAGGCAGGGAUGCUGCUCAGGCAGUUGGCUAACCAAAAGCAACGGCAUCUUGCCUUUCGAGAUCGGCGGGCCUACCUGUUUGCCCAUGCUGCUGACUUUGUGCCUAGUGAGGAAAAUAACUUGGUUGGCACUUUGAAAGUCUCAGGUUACGUUCGUGGACAGACUCUAAAUGUAAAUAGCUUGCUGCAUAUCAUUGGACAUGGUGAUUUCCAGAUGAAACAGAUAGAUGCCCCCAUGGACCCUUUUCCUUUAAAUCCUAGAGUGAUUAAAUCUCAAAAGGACCAGGGCAUGGCCAUGGAGAUUUGUGCUACCGAUGCUGUAGUUGAUAUGGAGGAAGAUCUUAAAGUCCUAAUGAAAGCAGACCCUGAUAGACAGGAAUCUUUGCAAUCAGAGGUUAUCCCAGAUCCAAUGGAGGGGGAGCAGACCUGGCCCACUGAGGAGGAGCUGAGUGAGGCGAAUGACUUAUUGAAAGAAAGUUCCAAGAUAGUGAAGAAGGUCCCCAAAGGAACAUCCAGUUACCAGGCUGAAUGGAUUUUGGAUGAGGAUGGUCAAAGUGGGGGGGAAGGAGAUGAAUAUGAUGAUACAGAAUAUGAGGAUUUUAUGGAAGAGGAAUCUCAGGAUGAGAGCAGUGAAAAGGAAGAAGAGGAGGAAUGUGAAACUAUGACUAUAGGAGAAUCUGUGCAUGAUGAUCUAUAUGAUGAGAAAGUAGAUGAAGAGGCUGAGGAAAAGAUGUUGGAGAAAUAUAAACAAGAAAGACUAGAAGAGAUGUUUCCAGAUGAAGUGGACACCCCCCGGGAUGUGGCUGCUAGAAUUCGAUUUCAGAAAUACAGAGGCCUCAAGAGCUUCCGGACAUCUCCAUGGGAUCCUAAGGAAAACCUUCCUCAAGAUUAUGCACGGAUCUUUCAGUUUCAGAACUUUACUAAUACUAGAAAACGCAUCUUUAAAGAGAUUGAGGAAAAAGAAGUUGAAGGGGCUGAGGUUGGCUGGUACGUCACACUUCAUGUCUCUGAAGUCCCUGUAUCAGUGGUUGAGUACUUCAAGCAAGGAGCACCCUUGAUUGCAUUUUCCCUACUACCUUAUGAACAGAAGAUGUCAGUAUUGAAUAUGGUGGUGAGCCGGCACCCUGGCAACACUGAACCUGUGAAAGCCAAAGAGGAGCUGAUCUUCCACUGUGGGUUCAGGCGCUUCCGGGCCUCACCUUUAUUCUCCCAGCACACUGCAGCAGAUAAGCAUAAAUUUCAGAGAUUCCUGAUGGCUGAUGUGGCCCUGGUGGCGACGGUGUAUGCCCCAAUCACUUUUCCUCCUGCAUCUGUGCUGCUUUUCAAACAGAACAGCAAUGGAAUGCACAGCCUCAUUGCUACAGGCCAUCUGUUGUCAGUGGAUCCAGACAGAAUGGUCAUCAAGAGGGUUGUUCUGAGUGGUCAUCCUUUCAAAAUUUUGACUAAGAUGGCAGUAGUGCGUUACAUGUUCUUCAGUAGAGAGGAUGUGCUGUGGUUUAAACCAGUGGAACUGAGAACAAAGUGGGGCCGCAGGGGACACAUCAAGGAGCCUUUAGGUACCCAUGGCCACAUGAAAUGCAGUUUUGAUGGGAAGCUAAAAUCUCAGGACACAGUAUUGAUGAACCUCUAUAAACGAGUUUUCCCAAAAUGGACUUAUGAUCCAUAUGUACCAGAACCAGUACCUUGGGUGAAAAGUGAGAUUUCUUCAGCAGUGCCUGAAGUGAACAUGGAGUAAUGGAUUCAAAGGGAUUCUGUCUUAUUGCUGCCAAUUAGCAUUCUAGGGACAGGGGCUUACAGGUUGUGAUUUGGCAAAGUGUAUUUUCUACUUCACCCUACAAGUCUGCUAACCUUUUUUAUAGGCGGCUUUUCUUGGCCUUGACAAGGUGUCUAAGUUAAGUAUAUAUGUUUUUCUAUUGAUACUUAGUCCAAAAAAUAUUCAGUCUUACUGCAAUGUCAACUCUCAGUUGGGAUUUUGAAAACUGUUUAAGAGAAGAUAGAAAUUUGACACUGACCGGGAAACAAAACUUCCAAGUGUCUAGAGACACUGAAACCCAUCUUUUGCAUAAAUUAAACAGCAUCAGAUUGAGAAGAAGCUGACCUUUCAGCCUGCUUCACCCAAGUUAGGGAGGAUAAAUCUACAUUUCCACCACUGAGCACAACACAAAUGUUCUUUACUUCUGGGGAAAUGGUUUGAAAAUGCUGAGACAGCACAGCAGCCAUUCCAACACCAGCUGUAGGUUCAAUGAGUAGUUUCAUCCUCUCCCACACCAGCUGGGUUGCAUACUGUUGGUACAGAAGGGAGUAAGAAUUAGUCAUAUGGGAGAAAGGGAAAGGACCUGGUUGGUUCAGUUAUAAAGGCCAGUUGAAGCUAUAUGCCCAGUCUGAGUUUUCUGGUUGCUCUGUGUGUGUGCCAGUGAAGGGCAGGGCUUUUCUUUUAAUCUCAACUCUGCUUAUUUUGAGAGGCUUGUCUUAAUACAUCUAGGGUACCUCCACAUGUCAUGAAGUCACCUAUACAAGUCCCCAGUAGGUCAGUUGCUACUCAUAAUUGGAGAAGGUUCUUUUUGCCUAAGAAGUUGCUCUAUUUUGUUACUUGCUUUCCUAUUGGAGCCUCACCUUAAUUUCGUCUUCUGUGACAGUGAAGACAUCAUCCACAAGGUCUCUUAUAAUAGGCCAGGUGUUUACGCCAAUGCUGCACUUGACACCAUCGGCUAUGGUUUCUGGAGGAUAAGGAUUGGGGGUCAGUUCCCCUUUCAAUUUGGACUGGUGGCAGUCAUCUGCAUUCAAGGGUUCAGCAGCAUAUACUUUCACACUAGGUCUCAGAGCCUAGGAAGAGGAAUAUUAGACACUUUAUAACUAGCCUCAGCAUUGCCUGCAUGCCUAAAAUAAAGGAGGCAGUAGGGCUACCACAUUGCAGCUCAAGUAAGAGCCUUUCCUUUAAUGGAUAUAAUGAAAAUAUGAUCCUAAAACACUUUAGAAAUAGUUUAAUACUGGCCUUCAGUUGCCUGCAUCACAUCUGGUUCUGCUGGUAAUUUGGGAAAAGAGUAGCCCCUGGCUUGGAUAGUAGGUUGGUGAGGCGAGAGUCAAAGAAAGAACUGCAAGAGUACCACUCAUUGUAACUGCUUUUGUGCUGUAAAGUUGUCAUGGAUUAAGAGGAUACUGAGGCAGAGAAGUGUCAAGGAUGAUGGGAAGGAAUGGCAUUUUGAGGGGAAUGCUGAGCAAGUAUCCACAAUGUACUACAAUGUAAAAUAAAAUCUUCUAUGCCUGAAGU